Messenger RNA from Soboliphyme baturini, 399 nucleotides. The record is from the annotation of a GenBank genome assembly. NCBI's taxonomy places the organism in Eukaryota, Metazoa, Nematoda, Enoplea, Dioctophymatida, Soboliphymatidae.
UUGUUUGUAGAACUUCCUGAUCCAUUGAAUAUACCGCUGAACGAGUACGGUUUGACGCUGACAGUCUGGUUCGACUUCUUCGGAUAUUUCACGAAUAUCGUCAUUAUCUAUACAGCGGUAAAAAAUGGUUUAGGAGGUGAUUCGGCAAAUACCGGUUGCUACGAUCGUAUUGCCCUUUUAGACCUUCCUGAAUGUGUCGAGGCGAACUGUGUUAUCCUGGAACCGGAUCACUCAGGCGGCUCAACGUUAGUUCGCACACUAGUCAAAUACCUGCAGAAGAUAAAGGGUCCUUUGAAAUUCAAUGCACGCGUUGUCGAUGUGAAUCAGCAGAAGGUUUUUUACAUGAAGGAAGUUUGCUUUGAGGAUGUUCUAAUUACUAAGUUAUGCGAAAUGAAGUGA